AUAUGUAAUGCAAAUAAAAAUAAAAAAUAGAAAUACCUCUAUUGAUAUUUUAUAAUACAUAUACAAUAACAUUUGUAGAGUAAAUUAUACAAAUAUAAUAACAUUUUGAAUGUUAACUAAAAUGACACAAAAAACAAAUUGUGCCCUUCUUAUGGGACGGAGAUAAUAUAUAGUACUCCCUCCGUCCCAAAACUAUAGUUUGGGUUGUGUUUGGCACAAUAUUUAAGGAAUAUUGAUAUUGUAUUGAUAGUUGAUAAAAAGUACAAAUAAAAGACUUUUUUGUCCUUGUGAGUGUAUUAGUGUAAAAAGUAGUAGCAAUUGUGUAAUAAAAAUGAAAAAGUAGUAGUAGUUUAUGGUGAUAUGAAUAUUUAUAAAAAUAAGACUAUUACUUUGGAACGGACAAAAAUAAUAAAUAAAAAUAUUAUAUUAGGACAAAGAGUGUGGCUACAAUAACAUUAAAAAAAUAAAAAUAAAAAAAAAUAAAAAAUACACCCCUAUAAAUUUCUAAGUAGCCAAAAAUCAACCUCUCUUAUUUGCACGUCUCAUCCCCAAAAUUAUGUCGGCAAAACAUAACCACAACAUUUCUCCGGCGCCGCUCCUUUUAAUCCUUCUACUACUGAUCGGCGCCGCCGGUUCCGACGCCACUGGAUUUCUCGGCGGCGGCGGCGGCGGCGGUUAUUUUAGGUCGCGAAUAUCGGUACCGGAGGUCGAGUUCCUGAUGGAAUCCGAAGUUUCGAGAAGGUUCCUCCAGCAAGUGCAGCGAAAAUCAGUCGUUUCCCUCAAUCCUACCAAAGAAUUUUGCAGUAGAAACAUUUACGGCAGUUGCAUCAGCGCUCCGAACGUCGAUUCCAAAAAACGCAAGUGUGACUACGCCAACAGCUGCGGCGACCGCGGCCGCCAUUAAGAAUAAACUUGAUGUCCCUUCUCCUCCCCGCAAGAAAUUCCGAGAACCGCCGCUGUCCAGCCGCGCCGUCACUGGAGGAGAUGCAGAACAGACGGUUCUGGCUGUUCGGGAGCCGCCGCCGCCGCCGUUAUUAGUCUCUAAAAUUGAAUGCCACCGGUGAUUGAUUUGGCAUUAAUAAUUUGAACUUUAUUUUAUCUUUUAUUUCCGGUAAUGAACCUCGUAUUUUUAUUUA
This is a messenger RNA of Andrographis paniculata, 1136 nucleotides long. RefSeq lists its product as uncharacterized. The coding region runs from base 557 to 904 and encodes 115 amino acids. The transcript has 2 exons. The record is from RefSeq and is a predicted model, not a curated record. Lineage: Eukaryota; Viridiplantae; Streptophyta; Magnoliopsida; Lamiales; Acanthaceae.